Messenger RNA from Cornus florida, 6654 nucleotides. Its product is annotated as autophagy-related protein 2. Gene Ontology annotation, cellular component: extrinsic component of membrane; phagophore assembly site. The record is from RefSeq and is a predicted model, not a curated record. Gene Ontology annotation, molecular function: phosphatidylinositol-3-phosphate binding. Gene Ontology annotation, biological process: reticulophagy; piecemeal microautophagy of the nucleus; autophagosome assembly. Lineage: Eukaryota; Viridiplantae; Streptophyta; Magnoliopsida; Cornales; Cornaceae. The transcript has 15 exons. The coding region runs from base 200 to 6211 and encodes 2003 amino acids.
CUUUGUUUCUCUCAUCGGCUCUUUCUAAGUAAUCAAUCAAAUCACUCUCCCUCUCUCAUCUCUCUCUGUCCUUUUUGUCCGCUGAUGGAGAUUAGAGCUUCAAUCACAAGCAAGUUCUGGUUCUCCAACACAUCCCAGAAACCCUAAUUUCACAGGUAAAACCACAAUUCUAACUCUUAAGGAAUCAGGAAUCGUAAAGAUGUUCCCGUGGAACAUCGCCAAAUCGGCGGAGGCGAUGUUCUCCCGGUGGGCCAUAAAAAGGGUUUGCAAAUUCUUGCUGAAGAAGAAAUUAGGGCAAUUUAUCCUAGGCGACAUCGAUCUUGACCAGCUCGAUGUGCAGCUAGCAGCGGGUACGAUUCAACUAUCUGAUGUUGCUCUCAAUGUCGAUUAUGUCAACCAAAAGUUUGGUGCUGCAGCAGCAAUGAUUGUGAAAGAAGGGUCAAUUGGCUCUUUAUUAGUCACAAUGCCGUGGAAGGGAAAAGGUUGUCAGAUUGAGAUUGAUGAACUUGAGCUUGUGCUUACUCCCUUUGGGGGUAAUAAUUCUCAAUUUGGAUCUGAAACUUGUAUACCGGUUCAAGAUAAUAACAACUCUGUCAACCAUGAUUUGGGAGAACUAAAGCAUGAAAUGGUGGAUAAUGCUGUGACAUCCGCUUCUGUGGAUGUUCACGAAGGAGUUAAAACCAUUGCUAAGAUGGUGAAAUGGUUGCUUUCAAGCUUUCAUGUAAAAGUUACAAAGGUGAUUGUCGCUUUUGACCCCUGUUUAGGAGAGGAAAAGCAGACAGAGUUUUGCAAAACCUUGGUUCUUCGAAUUACUGAAGCAGAAUGUGGAACAUGCAUUUCUGAAGAUGCUAACUCAAAUGCUGAUGUUACUGUUGAUAACUUUCUUGGAUUCAGUCGAUUAACAAACUUCAUAAAAUUUCAUGGAGCAACACUUGAAUUUCUUCAAAUGGACAGUGUUAACAAUCAAGUACUCCUUCCAUCUGCUUCUGGAGCAGCUUUUGAUGAAUGGUUUUCAGGAUGCCGUCCAUCAAGUGCUAUGACUCCUAUUGUUACUGGGGAGAAAGGUGGAAUUUCAGGGACGCUGAAAUUAAGUAUACCUUGGAAGAAUGGUUCUUUAGAUAUCCGCAAAGUGGAUGCAGAUGCUUACAUAGAUCCUUUAGUAUUAAGAAUUCAACCUUGCUCCAUAAAAUGGUUCUUAUAUCUUUUUGAAAUUUUUAAUGGUUUGCGUAAGAAUAGCAAGGAUAAUGUGCAUCAGAAUUCGGAGUCUGUUUAUUUUAGUGCAGCAUCUCAUUGCCAUUCAUCAAUCUCAGGCUCUUGUGUGGUUGCUACUGAUAAGGUGCUACCAAACAACGAAAGUUUCUUUGCUGACUUCUCUUCUCCAACGGGGAAAGAAACAGUAACAAAUGCUAUGUUACCAGGGUCCCAUCUUAUAUCAGAUUGGGUGCCAUCGUCUCACAGUAAAAAUCAGAAAGACAAAAGUGAAGCAGAACCAGAUUUUGGGGCCAGCAUACAUCAGUUUUUCGAAUGUUUUGAUGGAAUGAGAAGUUCCCAGUCGGCUUUAGGACAGAGUGGGAUGUGGAACUGGACGUGUUCUGUUUUCAGUGCAAUAACUGCUGCAACCAGCCUUGCUUCUGGAUCUUUGCAUAUUCCCUCUGUACAGCAGCAUGUUGAAACCAAUCUUAAGGCAACUGUUGCUGGAAUUUCUGUUCUUUUCUCCUUUUUUGAUGAAGACCAAAAGCAUUGUGAUCUGAAUGGUGAUCAGAUGAAUAUUGGUUCAGAAGUUCAUUAUCUGCGUUCAGAAUUCCAAGACAUGUUUUUUGUCUUGAAGGUUUGUCCUCGAGAAAUUAAUUUUGAAGUGACGGUAGAGCAUAUUGAGCUCACUGAUCACUUCAGCAACGGGAAUGCUGUCAUGAAUUUUGGUAUGCCUGGUUGCAAUGAUGAUAUCGAAAGUCGGAUUGUUUCAAUCCAACAAAUGCAAGCUGCCGUCCAAGGUGCUCUCCCUCCAUUUUCCUCAUCUGCAGAAGAUGCUGAUUUGGGAAAACCAAGUGGAUCAGUUGGUGCAAAUUCUUUCAGGGAUAGAUACACUAGCAGAGCAGAUUCUCUAAGUAUUUAUAGGGAUGAUGUAGUCAAGGUUAUGUUGCUUAGAACUUCAGGUGUUAGUCAGUGCCAAUUUACUAUAAAUUCAAGUUCUUCUGAUGGCAGUUUCAUGGGGCCAACGUCUUUUUCGUUAAAGUUGCCGCCGUUUGUUUUCUGGGUGAACUUCCAUUUGAUAAAUAUGGUAUUGGAUCUUUUGAAGGAAGUUGGAAAUUCCUUUGAAAUGAUUAGCACAAAGAAAGAUAUUCCAUCCGAGGCCUUCAAUGGUAAUUAUAAUCCUUCAUACCACGGGGAUGUGAAAAGUACCUCUUCCUCUCAUCAGAUGAACUUGUCACAAAAAGAAAGUCUGAGAGGUAAUAUUUUUCUCCUCAAUGCAAGGGUUAUAUUAUGUUUCCCUUUUGAGAAUGUUGGAGAUUUUAGAAGCUACUCUUCCUGGGAUCAGUUUGUUGCUCUUGAAGUUUCUUCGCCAUUGAAUCUGGUUCCUUUUGGAAGUUCUAAGAAGAGGUAUUCUUCAACAACCUCUUGUUCCUUGCAUCUGAAUGUGGGAGACCUUGACAUGUACUUAAUAACCUCUGCUUCCUUAGAGAAUGACGGAAGGAACUCCUGUGUCAUGCAGAGGCAGACAUGUUUUGCUCAAAAGAUUCUGUCUGUCACUGACAGAACAAGCUGUCCUUCUGUUCUUAGUAUGGUUUGGCAGGAAGGUGCCGUGACUGGUCCUUGGAUAGCAAAGAAAGCCAAACUUCUAGCUACAUCAGAGGAUUCGAAGGGCAGAAAUAAAUUCAUAGGAAAAGAUUAUGAGUUUGCGUCUGUAACUACCGUUGAAGAUAUGGAAGACAUCAAUAAUCUUUCACGACAAGAGAUGAUUUUGAGCUCUAAAUUUUUCCUGCGUGUCCAUUUAUCUCCUGUAAGCGUCACUCUGUGCAGUUCUCAGUAUAAAGCUUUACAUCAUCUUUUGCAUGAGGUGAUGGAUGGGUUGUCAUGUGUACGCAGUGACCCUGUCGGAGUUACAGAUGAAUUUUCUGCAUCUCAAACAUCAAUUCUUGUGGAAUGUGAUCUUUUAGAAAUUUCAGUUAGCCUGGAAAAACCAGAGAGUACAAAAGGCUCAAUGUACAAUGAACUUCCUGGCUCUUGGAAUAGUUUAAGAGUAGAAGUUUAUAAGUUUGAAUUGUUGUCUGUGUCAAAUAUCGGAGGAAUCAGGGGUGCCGAUUUUCUUUGGGUGACCCAUGGUGAAGGCAAUUUGUGGGGUUCCAUUACUGAAUUUCCAAAUGAAGAGCUGCUUCUGAUAUCGUGUAGCAACUCUACUAUGGGACGUGGUGAUGGAGAAGGUUCAAAUAUAUUAUCUUCCAGGUGUUCUGGUUCUGAUAUUGUGUACCUGUGUGAUCCAGAGAGUUCUCAUAGUUAUACAUCCAUAACUGUCAGAUGCUGCACUAUCGUUGCUAUAGGUGGUCGCUUAGAUUGGUUGGAUAGCAUUCCCUCCUUUUUCAGUAUGCCCUCUCCUGAAAUUGAACAAGCAGGUGACAGCAGUUUGAAGAAAGAGGAUUCUGCAAAAAGCAUACCUUGUGGAUCUUCUUUUAUUCUUAGCUUGGUAGAUAUUGGUUUGAGUUACGAGCCCUACCUGAGGAAUUUGGUGGCUGGUGAAUUAUUUGAUUCCAAGUCUAGCCCUGAUAAUGUCUAUGAAGAAAUAGGUGAAAAAUGUGUUACAUGUCUCUUAGCAGCAUCGUCCUUGAAACUUUCUAAUACGACGGAUGCGGAUUCUAUUGAAAGUGACUACAAAAUUAGAGUGCAAGAUUUGGGGCUACUCCUUUGUCCAGUGUCUACAGCUGAGAUUGUUGGCGGCACCUAUAGUGUAGAAUAUCUUACUAGGCUUGGCUAUGUUAAAGUUGCUCGAGAGGCGCAUGUUGAAGCACUACUGAGGUUCAACUGUAAGAAUGACCUUCUCUGGGAAGUACAAUGUUCUGGAUGCCACAUCUUUCUUGACACUUGCCAUGACACCACUUCUGGUCUGAUUCGUCUGGCUGCUCAACUCCAACGGCUUUUUGCCCCUGAUAUAGAGGAAUCAGUUGUGCACUUGCAGACUAGGUGGAAUAAUGUUCAGCAGGCACAAGAGAGUAAUGAAACCAGGUUCUUUGACAGAAAUUCUAUCCCAUCCACUUCUCAAGUGCAUACAUCAAGCGUAGAUACAGAGAGUAAACCUGGUGCAAUCAACUUGAUGGAUGAAAUACAUGAUGAUGCAUUUCACUUGGACGGAAAUUUGGAUACCCAAUCUGACAUCCACGAGGCACAACUUCAUAGAUCGCUUGAUGAUGCUGUUCUUAAAGAGGCAAGUAACUUAAGUACCGGAGACUCUGAAAGCUUCUUGCAUAAUUUUUCUUUUACUGGGGCAGUGCCUGUUAUUGGAUUGGAAAGUAAGCAAACCUCAUUUUUACAAAAAAGUUUUCCAGAGUUUAUAGAAGGCUAUUUCUUAUCUGAGUUACAACACCCUUUGCCAGAACUAUCUCCUGACAACCAAUCAUCGCAUGAGAUUCUUAAAUGCAAGUCCAGGAAUGCGGGGAAUAGAGUUGUCGUACGAGGAAAUGGAUGGUAUGGGGACAGCUCAUUUAGAAUUGUAGACAACCAUGUUUCAGAAAUCAAUGAGCGAACUGGUCAGCAACGAUUUAUAGAAGGCAAGACUCCUACCAAGUGUACUAGACCUGAAGAUUACAGGAAAGCUAAGGGGCGUGUACUUCUUGGGAACAUCAAUGUUGUAUGGAGAAUGUAUGCUGGUUCUGACUGGUGUGACCUUAAGAAGAAUGUCCAGCAUUCUGGAAUUACUUGUGGAAGGGAUAAAACUGCAUGCCUAGAGCUUGCAUUGUCUGGAAUUGACUUCCAGUGCGACAUUUACCCUGAUGGUGAAAUUUGUAUAUCUAGGCAUUCUCUCACGGUUCAGGAUAUUCAUCUUAAUGACAACAGCAAUGAUGCUCCAUGGAAACUGGUGCUGGGAUAUUAUCAGUCAAAAGAUCAUCCUAGAGAAUCCUCAUCAAAAGCAUUCAAACUGGACUUAGAAGCUGUCAGACCAGAUCCUCAAACCCCUCUUGAGGAGUACCGGUUACGCAUUGCAUUCCUUCCUAUGCGUUUGCAUCUUCAUCAGUCUCAACUUGAUUUUCUCAUCAAUUUCUUUGGGGGAAAGUGUUCAUCAGUUGAUCAGUCUCCAUGUCCUUCUCAGGAUUCAGGUGAAUCAAUGAUGUUACGAAACAAUAGUAAUUUUGGGAGCCAUACAAUUACCGAGGAGGCAUUGCUUCCAUAUUUUCAGAAGUUUGAUAUAUGGCCCGUUCUUCUUCGGGUUGACUACAACCCCUGCCGUGUUGACCUAGCAGCAUUAAGGGGUGGGAAGUAUGUGGAACUUGUUAACCUGGUUCCUUGGAAGGGGGUUGAACUACAACUCAAACAUGUUCAUGCUGUUGGUAUCUAUGGCUGGAGCAGUGUGUGUGAAACAAUAAUAGGGGAGUGGUUGGAGGAUAUUUCACAAAAUCAGAUUCAUAAACUGUUGCAAGGCCUCCCUCCCAUUCGAUCGUUGGUUGCUGUUGGUUCUGGGGCUGCAAAGUUGGUUUCUCUGCCAGUGAAGAACUACAAGAAGGACCGCAGAUUAAUCAAGGGGAUGCAGAGAGGUACAAUUGCAUUUCUCAGAAGCAUUUCACUGGAAGCUGUUGGGUUAGGAGUGCAUUUGGCAGCAGGGGCACACGACAUCCUGCUCCAAGCAGAAUACAUACUUACAAGCAUUCCACCCUCGGUACAACAUCCUGUACAAAGCAGAAAGAAAUCAAACAUAAGAUCUAAUCAGCCGAAAGAUGCUCGGCAAGGAUUGCAACAGGCAUAUGAGAGUAUCGGUGAUGGCAUGGGCAAAUGUGCUUCUGCUUUAGUUAGAACUCCCUUGAAAAGAUACCAGCGCGGCGUUGGUGUUGGAUCUGCAUUGGCAACUGCUGUUCAGGCAGCUCCUGCAGCUGCAAUAGCUCCAGCCUCCGCUGCUGCACGUGCUAUGCAUUGUGCUCUUCUUGGUGUCAGGAACAGCCUCAAUCCGGAGCACAAGAAAGAGUCGAUGGAAAAAUAUUUGGGUCCAACUCAGCCUCGGGAAUCCAUAUAAUUGAGGAUUAGAACCAGAACUCAUUUAUUGAAGAACUUUCGGUUCCCAUCAGCUCCUCCCCAACCCCCACCACCCCCCCCAAAAAAAAAAAAGAAAUGAUUCAGAAGAAAAAGGAAAUUCGUUGUGAAGUUCCCUUUAGUUACUACAUUGGGGACUUAGCUACCAUUUGCAGGUGUACAGAUGGGAUGAACCCAUUAAACACAUUCUUUAGGGUCAGAAGACAUGACAGUAAUCCUGUACAAAUUGUUAAUAUGAAGCGACGACGCAUAUAUGAUGACACAACCAAGCCGAGCCUUGUAAUUAUAGUCAUUCAAUCGGCAUUAGUGAGUUGUAUAGUGUAUAGUAACAUUUAUUUGCCGUAUUCUUUUAAUGUCCCAAUUGUAGUAUAUGCAAUUGUCUGUUGUAAAGUUCAUCAAAUCUUAUCUGUCUUCCAUUUUAGAUAA